Molecule: messenger RNA, 1253 nt
Organism: Amborella trichopoda
Lineage: Eukaryota; Viridiplantae; Streptophyta; Magnoliopsida; Amborellales; Amborellaceae
Gene: U1A
Product: spliceosomal protein U1A
Molecular function (GO): RNA binding
Source: RefSeq, a predicted model, not a curated record
ACUCCAGGAGUCCCAUUUCUGGGAGCACCAAACGCGACAUAAGAGGGAGUUUAAGAUCUCGAGAAGGCAUUUCCAGUGUUCCAGUGUCUCGGGGGUGCGAGGAUUUUAGUUUGCCCUAGAGGGAGAAAGAGAGACCGUAAUAUUGGAGUAGAGAGAGAGAGGAAGAAGGCGAAGCAGAAGAAGGAGCAAGAUGAGCAGCGUAGAUAUACCUCAGAACAUGACCAUCUACAUCAACAACCUGAACGAGAAAAUCAACGCCCCCAGAGCUCAAGAAAUCUCUCUAUGCUAUAUUCUCUCAGUUUGGAAAGAUAUUGGAGGUUCUUGCAUUUAAGACGUUGAAACAUAAAGGGCAAGCAUGGGUUGUUUUUGAUGAUGUCCAAUCUGCAACUAAUGCACUAAGGCAAAUGCAAGGGUUUCCCUUUUAUGACAAGCCAAUGAGAAUACAAUAUGCAAAAACAAAGUCUGAUGUCAUUUCAAAGGCAGAUGGUACUUUUGUACCGAGAGAAAGACGCAAGCGACAUGAUGAAAGAGAGAGAAAGCGCAAGGACCUCCAACACGAUGCUAAUCAAGCAGGAAUGGGUCAGAAUUAUUCUAAUGCUUAUGGCGCCGCACCUCCUCUCUCUCAAUUGCCAUAUCCUGGAGCCCCGAAGUCAAAUAUCCCGGAGGCUCCAGCCCCUCCAAACAACAUCCUUUUCAUUCAAGGUCUACCGAACGAGACAACACCUAUGAUGCUUCAGAUGCUCUUCUGCCAAUACAUGGGUUUCAAGGAGGUCAGAAUGGUGGAAGCAAAGCCCGGCAUUGCAUUCGUGGAGUAUGGGGACGAGGUGCAGGCGACCAUGGCUAUGAAUGGGCUUCAAAAUUUCAAGAUAACUCCACAAAACCCAAUGCUCAUUACCUAUGCCAAGAAAUGAUCAACGAUGCCCACUCCUUUUGGUUGCCUGUUUUUUUGAGAUGGUGGAUAUGGUUGGUGGCCCCUUGUGGAGGCAUUGUGGAAUAUGUAGGAGAUGGUUAUUUUGUUCUUUUAAUUUUUUUCAUCCAUUCCCUCGUGGUGCAUGUUGCGUUGUUUUCUCAUGUGAUCAUAAGUUGGGUAAUCAAUGUACAAUGGUUAGAGAGAGAGAGAGAGAGAGAGAGAUAAUGGGGGACUUUGUUGAGGGGGGGGUUCAAGUGCUGCUUUUGUAUGGAAGUUAAUACGUGGUGGUUUAUACAAACAAAAUGCUAGAGUUAUUAAGAUUGGUUAUUGAACUUAUGAGGAA